AUGGUAGACCCGCUUUCCAUCGCAUCCGGCGUUGCGGGGCUUUUAUCGCUCGGCAUUCAAGUCACCCAGUCUCUGGUCGAUUUCUAUUCUGCAUUCAAGAACAAGACUGGUGAUAUAGCCAAAAUCACGCAGAGUUUGGAGAGCCUCCUGGCUAUUUUCAGGUCCCUUGAAGGUGCUCUCCAAGAUCACCAGCCUCAGACCGAUGCACUACUUCAAGAAAUCGAGAAAUCCACGCAAGGCUGCCAUAAUAUUAUCAAGGAGCUGCAGGCUGAGUGCCAGAAAUUUCGGAAAGCCUCAGCUGCAGGUUACACGGACCGUAUCAAAUUUUUCGGACGCCAGGCAACUUAUCCGUUCCGGAAAAGUACUCUACAAAAGCUUGAAGAAGAUAUUGAAGAGAUUCAGGAUCGCUUAUCUCUUGCGUUGAACGUGCUGCAGCUGAAGAACCAGAAUCAGGUUGACAACAGGAUUUCUGACCUCAAAUUACUUGUCGAACGCACAGCGGCGAUUCAGGUAUCGUCUACGAUCUGUGAAUGGCUUCAUGCCCCAGAUGCGGCAAUCGAUCAUCAUAUUAUAUCCCCUAAGCGGCACACGGGCACAGGGCUAUGGUUUAUCCAGAGUGGCAGCUUCCAGAAUUGGCUAGUGAAGCGCAACUCUUUCCUUUGGAUCAAUGGUUUUGCCGGAUCUGGGAAAUCAGUCCUAUGCUCGACGGCAAUUGAAUAUAUGCUCCGUGAGAAACACAAUCGGCAUAACGGUUCCGGUGUUACGCUUGGUGUUGGAUAUUUCUACUUUUCAUUCAAUGACGAGUCAAAGCAAGAUAUUUCCGGAAUGUUGCGUGCUUUAUUGGUACAGCUAUCGGCACAACUUCAGCAUGGUCAAGAGAGUUUGGAACAAAUGCACGCAUUGUACAAACCAAGUAGUCCUCCAGUGAAUGCGCUACUUGAUUGCCUUCGAAAAAUCAUAUCUCAGUCCAGCGAAACUUAUCUCUUGAUUGAUGCGUUAGACGAAUGUCCUCGUGAUAACAAGAGGGACAACGUCUUAAGUGCGAUAAAGGCGAUGCAGCAGUGGGGUUUGCCCGGUCUACACCUUUUAAUAACUAGCCGUGAUGAGAUUGACAUUCGUCAAUCAUUGGAAAUCUCCGGCGACCAAGAUAUCUCGAUGAAGAAUGUUGAGAUAGACAAGGACAUCGUCAGUUAUGUUUCCUAUCAGCUCAACAACGACCCAAAACUUCAGAAGUGGAAGGAGCGCCAUAGUGAGAUCCAAGAUAGAUUGACAGAAAAGGCACAGGGAGUAUUCAGAUACAUAGAGUGUCAGUUCCUGGCGCUUAAACGGGCUCGAAACCGGAAUCAGCUUGACGAAUGCUUAAUCUCUCUGCCCCGCGAUCUAGAUGGAACAUAUCAGCGAAUUCUAUGCAGCAUUGACGAAGAGCAUAUCGAAGACGUGCGGCGGUUUCUGACCGUUCUUUGUAUUUCCAAUCGACCACUCACUAUAAAGGAGCUGAUCCAUGCGCAUGCUGUGGAUCUGGAGGACCCACCGCGCCUUGACCACGGUCGAAUAUAUGAACAAGAAGAUGACCUUGUCGAAGUCUGUCGCGGUCUAAUAGAGCUCUCGGCGGUUGAGGACGACACAGGACUAGAGGUCCGAAUUGCUCGCAUAGCCCACUUCUCCGUCCAGGAGUAUCUCGAAUCAGAACGUGUUGUGAAAUCGGAAGCAGCGAAAUUCGCAAUUCGAAAAGAACAGGCCAACACAGAAAUGGCUCAGAUCCUCCUUGUGUACCUCUUAGAUCCAAUGCUCUCAGAAGGAGUAUUGGAUAUGGCGAAGCUCGAAGAGUUUCCUUUGGCGCAUUUUGCCGCUAUGCAAUGGUUUCAUCAUUAUGGCAGCCCUUCCCAAGGCCUAGUUCUGAGACUCUUUACGGGGAAGACAGAUUCUUUUAUAACAUGGGCACGCCUACACGAUUUAGAUCGUCCAUGGAACACAUCUGUGGACUUUAAGCGUGCAGUCGAGGAUAUACCGCUGCCUUUAUACUACAUAGCCCUUCUUGGGCUACAUGAUGUCUUAAGUCCCCUUCUGGCGAACCUAGGAAAUGAAGCAAGCAUAUCAGAUGCUGUUCAUGCGACGGGUGGAAAAUGGAACAACGCACUUCAAGCGGCCGCAUCUAAUGGACAUGAAAAGGUGGUAAAGAUUCUGCUCGACCGAGGCGCCGAGGUAAACCUUCGAGUGGGAAACACCAACCCAAUUCUCGACGCAUCGUCAAAAGGUCAUCUAAAUGUGGUGCAGGUUCUGAUCGAUUAUGGUGCCGACAUUAAUUGCCGAGGUGGGCGAGAUGGUAAUGCUCUUCUAAUGGCGUCGACUCACGGCCAUAAGGAAGUAGUGCACAUCCUCCUUGAUAAUGGUGCGGACGCCAAUGAUCCAGGUGAAAAAUACUGGCACGCGCUUGCAGCGGCCUCACGCAAAGGCCAUGAGAAGAUAGUGCAGGAUCUCCUUGAUCAUGGUGCUGAUAUAAACGCUAAAGAUGGACUAUAUGGCAGCAGCUGGGAUGCGCUCCAGGCCGCAGUGUUUGAAGGCCAUAGUAAGGUGGUUCAGAUCUUGCUUGAUCAUGGUGCCGACGUAAACCGUCAAACUGGACGAGAUGGGAACGCGCUCCAGGUUGCGUCCUCCAAAGGUCAUGAAGAGUUGGUGCGAUUACUGCUGGAUAACGGUGCUGGUGUGAACUCUCAAUGCGGACACUUUGGUAGCGCACUACAGGCCGCUGCAUUUAAGGGCCAUGAGAAAGUGGUACAUAUACUCCUUGACUAUGGCGCCGAUAUACAUAGUCGAGGUGGAGCAUAUACGAAUGCGCUUGUAGCAGCAGCCUUUUCAGGCCACGAGAAUAUACUGCAGAUGCUGAUAGAUCAAGGUGCUGAUAUACAUUUUGAAAGCGAGCUUUAUGGCGAUUCGCUCCAAGCAGCAGCAAAUGGAGGCCAAGAGGAUAUGGUUCAAAGCCUGCUUGAUCGAGGUGCUGAUGUGAAUGCACAAAGUGGAACAUUUGGCACUGCACUCCAGGCCGCGUCAUACAAUGGCUUUACGAAAAUAGUGCAGAAAUUGCUCAGCCACGGUGCUGAUCCGAAGGCUCAUGGAGGGACAUUUGGCACUGCACUCCAGGCCGCAUGCGUUAAAAACAGUGAGGAGAUAGUGCAGACCUUGCUUGAUCUAGGCGUUGAUAUAAAUGUUUCAGGUCUGAAUGGUGGGACCGCGCUCGACGUUGCAUCAUCUUACGGCCAUGAAAACUUGGUACAGAUGCUGCUUGAUAAAGGUGCCGACGUAAAUGCGCAAGGUGGGGUAUACGGCAAUGCUCUUCAGUUCGCAUCCGCAUAUGGGCACGAGAAGGUGGUGCAUAUCCUUCUUGAUCGAGGUGCCGACGUCGAUGCCCAAGGUGGGCGACAUGGAACCGCACUACUGGCAGCCCUGGCUAAAGGCCAGAGAGCAGUGGUAGAGAUUCUGCUUGAUCGAGGUGCUGAUAUCGAGCCAAUCUCAUAG
This is a messenger RNA of Penicillium pulvis, 3513 nucleotides long. RefSeq lists its product as uncharacterized. Lineage: Eukaryota; Fungi; Ascomycota; Eurotiomycetes; Eurotiales; Aspergillaceae. The record is from RefSeq and is a predicted model, not a curated record. The transcript has 2 exons. The coding region runs from base 1 to 3513 and encodes 1170 amino acids. Gene Ontology annotation, molecular function: protein binding.